This is a messenger RNA of Saccharomyces kudriavzevii IFO 1802, 486 nucleotides long. It is a transcript of the gene HPA3, whose product is annotated as D-amino-acid N-acetyltransferase. Gene Ontology annotation, molecular function: N-acetyltransferase activity. Lineage: Eukaryota; Fungi; Ascomycota; Saccharomycetes; Saccharomycetales; Saccharomycetaceae. The transcript has a single exon. Gene Ontology annotation, biological process: protein acetylation. Gene Ontology annotation, cellular component: cytoplasm. Bases 1 to 486 code for a protein of 161 amino acids. The record is from RefSeq and is a predicted model, not a curated record.
AUGUCAGAGAAAGAAUCUGAAAAAAUGGCUAACGAUCGAAUUGUAGUUAGGGCCAUUGAGGCAGGAGACGAAGAAGCCUGGAACAAGCUGUGGGUGCAGUACCAGGGUUUCCAGAAAAUUGUCAUGCCUCCAGAGGUAGGCAAGACCAGUUUUGCGAGGUUCUUAGACCCCACAGUCAAGCUAUGGGGGGCACUUGCCAUUGACACCGAGACCGGCGAUGCAAUUGGUCUUGCACACUAUUUGAGCCAUUUGACAUCGUGGCAUGUCGAGGAAGUUCUAUAUUUGAACGACUUAUAUGUCACCGAGCACGCCAGAAUCAAAGGUGUGGGUAGAAAGCUUAUAGAGUUUGUGUACAAACACGCAGAUGAGCUCGGUACACCUGCAGUGUAUUGGGUUACGGACCACUACAACCAUCGUGCCCAAUUACUGUACACCAAAGUGGGUUACAAGACAGACAAAGUUGUUUACAAAAGAACUGGAUACUGA